AAAAAAAACUUAAGACGGUUGCCGUUCCAAUAGCGAUAAAAACCGAAAAAACGACACAACGCAGCCAUGGAUAAAUUCAUCAGCAUGUGGAAAGUGCGAGAACUCGCCGAUAAAGUAACAAAUGUCGUAAUGAACUACACGGAAAUCGAGGGAAAAGUGCGUGAGGCCACGAACGAUGAACCCUGGGGCCCUACCGGGCCACUGAUGCAAGAGCUGGCCCAUGCAACCUUCACGUACGAACACUUUCCCGAGGUGAUGUCGAUGCUGUGGAAGCGGAUGCUGCAGGACAACAAGACGAACUGGCGUCGCACCUACAAAAGCCUGCUGCUGCUCAACUAUCUGGUGCGCAACGGCUCGGAACGGGUGGUCACAUCGUCCCGGGAGCACAUCUACGAUCUACGCUCGCUGGAGAACUACACGUUCGUCGACGAGAACGGCAAAGAUCAGGGCAUUAACGUGCGGCACAAGGUGCGCGAACUGAUCGACUUCAUACAGGACGACGAUCGAUUGCGCGAGGAGCGGAAAAAGGCAAAAAAGAACAAGGACAAGUACAUUGGCAUGAGCUCGGAAGCGAUGGGGGGUGGCAUGCGGUACGGCGGAAGCGGCGGCGGCAGUACCGAGUACGGUGGCUAUCGGGAUAGCUACGAUCGGCGAAGUGAAGAUCGAUAUAAUGAAUCCCGCGGUGACCACCACGAGUACGACUAUCAGUACGAGGGCGAGCGGGAAGAUUCGGACAACGAAUCGAACGGACCGUAUGAUCGUGAUCGCUCGAAUCGCUACCAGGACCGUGAACCGGGCUCGAAAAGUCCGGCCACACGCCAAUCGUCCAGUGUGUCGAUCGAAGCAACGGCCCGCCACUCGUCCAGCAGCGAGCGAAAGAUAAACCUCAACAUCAAACCGACGACUCCCGGAAGCAGCUCGAGCGCCGUCGUAACGGCUGCGCCACGUGCAAGCACAAAAUCAGCGAAAAAGAUCGAUCUCGGUGCGGCCAGUGGUUUCGCGAAGACGGCAGCGGCCGCAGCAACCACGUCCCCGACGUCCGACCUGGGCAUCCAUUCGCCGACGCAUCGCAAUACGCACGCGGAAGAGAUUGUUGGCAGCGCGGGUAACGCGGAAGUGUUGGACGAUCUGUUCAAAACGUGUCCAACGAAAGGUGCCGGACCCACCAACUCGUUGAUCGCCAACGAUGACGACGAGGAUGAUUUCAAUCCGCGCGCCACUGAAGAGUUUGGUGACUUUGAAUCGGCGUUCGGUAGUGGCCCGACAGCGAAAGUAUCCGCGGCUAGGGCGGGAAAAUCGGACGAAUUUGCUGACUUUGCUGCCUUUGGAGCACCAACACCGAGCGUCUCGACGACGGCGACGACGGCGGCCCCGGCUGCAGCAAGUGAUGAUCUUCUGUUUGGGCUGAACGUGGGCGCGGGUGCGGUGACCGCGACGAGCGCUCCUGCAGAUAUCCUUUCGGACCUCAGUGGCUUAUCCCUCGGUGCUAGCAGCAACAGUGUGAAUGCACCGCAGCCACAGUCCGACCACCGGCAGAUGCUGCUGCAACGUCACUACAGCGCACUGCAGGAACUGUUGCGUGAAGUGCAACCGGAAGGACGAAUAACUCGCGAAGCAGAUCGGCUGGCAGUAAAUGAAAAACUAACCCAACUACUCGACUGCCUUCCGGGGCCGCUACAUCCGAUGGACGUACUGUUCGCCAUCGGCCCGCCGAUGAGAGCGUGGGAAAAGUUUGCCUCUGAAGCAUUCCCAACCCUGCUGGAAGAUUUGGUGCCGCCGAUGAGUGAUCUAGAUGAUCGAUUGCUGCACCGCUUGGUCACACUCAAUGCUAGCGUUUCGUUCGCACGGGAAACGAUCCGAGUGCUUACGUUGCAAUCCACACUGGCCGGAUGUUCUCGUGAUGUAGCGCUAAGACUACUGGCCACCGUGCUGGAGGACGAAUCCGUUUUGCCGUCAGCAUUCAUUCGGUGCUCUCGCAAAAGUACAAACACAUUCAGUGCGCCCGAUUUACCGCAACAGAUGGUCCAGCUUCUGGUGGCCAUCCCGAACCGAGUUGCUAACAUGCUGCGGGACAAGACACCGCCGAACUUGCACCCGUUAGCGUACAGUCGAACCGUGCUUCGUCAGUUCAUACGGACACUCGCCACAAUGGACGAGCUGGUGGAUUUCUAUGGACCGGAGGAAGUACUCGCUUCGGAAGAACCGAUCCAGCCACAGUUUCUCUCCUCACUACUCAGCAAAUUAGUCAUCGUUUUCCACGAGGAUCGUCAAUCGGCCGCGCUAAAGGCGACAUUAAUCUUGUUACUGCACAUCAUCGAAGAAAACCGUUCGCCUGGCAUGACCAGCUUUGUGCGGUGCCUAGUAAUGGACCUGACCCCGUCGGCGGUGGAAAUUGUGGCGUUCAUCGCCCUUCAGGAGCGGAUCGAUCUUUCGCCUCUGUUCGCUUCGGCUCGCCUGUCGGGAAGUUGGGCAUUCGUUUUGCUCCAAAAAAUUCCGCUUCACAACUACUACACGAACGAUGCCAUCAUCGGAGGGUUGCUUCGGCUAGUGGCGAACCUCCAAACCGGGGAGGACGGAAGGAAGGAGCCUCAGGGUACAGUGCCUACUCCAGAGCCACUGGCAAAACUCACCGGACAGCUGCUUGUGGUGUGGUCGAGUCGGGCGGCCAUUCAGCGGACCAGCUUCGAGCAGCAUUUGUACAUCACAAAACUGACGCUACUGGCCAUGCGGCACCGUCUGGUGUUUGGGUUUUCGGCGAAAGACCAGGAAGCCUGUCGCCGUUUGCUGUUCGAUGGGCUGCGAGCUCACUUGGAGUCACCGAUCACGCAAAUGCGCUGUGCCGGGAUGAUAACGACGGAGGUGAUCAUGGGAAUGUUUGAUGAUCCUGCGCCCGCUGCCAGUGAUGACGGAGAGGAGGGAAAUCGACUGCGAUUCGAGUACAAGGAAUUCGAUGCCGAAACGUUUGCGAUGGUCGAGCAACUUCGCUCGUUCGCUGAUCGCUGGCUGUUGGACGAAAAGGUUUCCGAAGAGACGCGAAAGGGCACGAUCGAUCGUGCAGUCGAUCUUUUGCUUGGCCUGCCGGAGGAAGCGGAUCGCUGCACUGAGCCUUCUCCUUGCCGUUUACCUAACGAAACUUCGGAAAAUUCCGCCAACGGAAAUCCGGCUGAAAUCCAGCAACCACAAGACAACGACAGUGACGACGAUGAUCUCAACUCGGAACCACUCGACUCUGACGAUGACGAGCUUCCGGCGUACGAUAUGUCGAGCGAUACGAAGCUCGACAAGGAGCGCUAUCGGCCAAAGUAUCUGCUCGAUCUGCGCGAAUUGCUGAUCGAACCGGAUACGAACCAUAAACCGGAACAGUUCGAAGUGGCCAUCGAAAGCGCUCCGGAGUUGAUCGUUCAACAGUUACCACACAACGACGCCAAGCUGGGUCAGGAUCUGCUGGAGCUGUUCCUUUCGCUGGAGUGCAAAAGCCACAUGCCAGCGUUUGGUGAGCGAAAGUUUGCGGCCCUGGUAGCGAUCGGCGUAGCGUUCCCGCAGCAGACGGCCGUGUACCUGUGCCGGGAGUUUCACGCCGACGUUAGCCGGUACGCCAUCAACCAUCGCAUACUGAUGCUGGACGUGUUGGGCGAAACGGCAAAAGUGUUGUCCCACUUUGCUGGGAGUCCUGCCAACCCAGAGCCCCCCCAAAAGCCCGACGAAGGUACCGUGGCCGUGGGCGAAACGUCUCACAAGAACCGAUUGCGGCUAAUGUUUCACGACGAAUCAGAACAGCGUGCGCGACGCGAAACGACGGAACGUGUGCUUCGUGAGCGGAUCGAACGCAAGACGAGACGUUUCGGAUCGACCGUCCCGAGCCGGAACGAGCGGCGCCGAGAUGUGGCCCUCGUCAACCGCUACUCCGACGUGGCGGGCUACUUUUUCUUCCCCCUGCUACGCGGAUUCGGCGACAAUCGGUUCCUGUUCACCGCGGGACUCAAGUUCCCGUACGACACGGAGAACUUGCUGCUCGUGAGCUUUCUGCGGACCCUGUCGGUGCUGAUGGUGUGCGCGGAGAACUGCCCCAUCGCGAUGCGUAUGGUGCGCGAAGUGUUUGCGUUGGCCAGUCUGCUGCGGUACAGUCACGAGCCGAAGGUGCGCCUGUCGGUGUUGCAGCUGCUGGCGGCCGUCUUUCUGGCGGUGAAAGGCCCGCUGCUCGUGGUGCAGUUCCAGCACGAGCUGGGCGAGCUGCGCGACUGGCUCCAGCAAGAGUGCACCCAGACGGACGUGGUCUGCCGGGGAGAACCGAACCGGGAGUGCCGCGAACUGGGACGCCACGUACUAACGAUGUGCUGCGAAGCAUUCGUUCAGGCGCAGCACUCGGAGGAUGCGCAAUAG
This is a messenger RNA of Anopheles cruzii, 4380 nucleotides long. RefSeq lists its product as uncharacterized. Gene Ontology annotation, molecular function: phospholipid binding; clathrin binding. The record is from RefSeq and is a predicted model, not a curated record. The coding region runs from base 67 to 4380 and encodes 1437 amino acids. The transcript is spliced from 4 exons. Gene Ontology annotation, cellular component: clathrin vesicle coat; endosome; plasma membrane. Gene Ontology annotation, biological process: endocytosis. Lineage: Eukaryota; Metazoa; Arthropoda; Insecta; Diptera; Culicidae.